AUGGUGCAAAAGAUUUGGCGAAGAGCAAUAGAAACGGUUAAUAGUACUGGAACAGUGGAUGUAUCUCACAGCAGAUCUAUAAAUUGUGGUCGCAAAAGAAUCUUGAUUGAGCCACACCAAGUCACUGAUAUUCCGUUCCAUAAGCGAACAACUUUGAGAUCGAUGGCCAUAGCUAUGAAUGUGAGUCUUACAACAUUAUUUAGACGGAAGAAAGAAGGGUUUAUUCGACGUCAUACCAAUAGCAUCACGCCUCAUCUGAAGGAAGAGAAUCUGAAAGGUAGACUACAAUUUUGCAUUUCUAUGUUGGAUAAACAUACUAUACCUCAUGAACCAAAGUUUGUUGAUAUGUACAAUAUGGUGCAUAUCGAUGAAAAAUGGUUCUACAUGACAAAGAAGACCGAGAACUAUUAUUUACUUCCGACUGAAGAAGAGCCGCUAAGUACAUGUCAAAGUAAGAAUUACAUCGUAAAAGUAAUGUUUUUAGCUGCUAUGGCUCGUCCAAGGUUUGACGAGGAAGGAAAGGAGAUAUUUUCUGGAAAGAUUGGAAUAUUUCCUUUUGUUACUAUGGAGCCAGCUAAGAGACGAAGUAAAAAUAGAGAAGCUGGAACUUUGGAACUAAAGGCAGCAACAUCGGUCAAAAGAGAAGAUAUAAAAGCAUGUUUGAUUGAAAAGGUUCUUCCUGGUAUUCAUGAAAAGUGGCCACUAGAAGAUAGACACAAAACUAUCUUCAUCCAACAAGAUAAUGCAAGAACACAUAUUGCAGGUGGGGAUAAAGAUUUUCAAGAAGUUGCGUUAAGUAAUGGUUUUGAUAACCAGUUGAUGUGUCAGCCACCAAACUCACCGGAUCUAAAUAUUUUAGAUCUUGGAUCUUUUAGUGCUAUUCAAUCAUUGCAGCAUAAAGAGUGUCCAAAAACCAUCGAAGAUCUUGUUCGUGCGGUAGAAGAUUCUUUUGAAAACUACUCUACUGAAAAGGUAAACCAUAUUUUCCUAACUCUUCAAUCGUGCAUGCAAGAGAUUAUGAAAGUUGGAGGAUCGAACAAGUACAAGACACCACAUAUGAGCAAAUCGGCGUUGGAAAGAGAUGAUCAGCUUCCUAUACAAAUAAGUUGUGAUCCUGUAUUAGUCCAAAGUGUGUUUCGCUAUACAAAUAAGAGAGAGGAAGAGGUCAUUCCAAUGUGUCAAACUCAAUUAGAAUUUUCAAACAUGUGCACUACAGAUGGAAACCAAAACUGGGAAAAUAACAAAAGUCAAGAUCAUACAAAUUGUUUAGGAUAG
Camelina sativa (false flax) is the source of this 1275-nucleotide messenger RNA. NCBI's taxonomy places the organism in Eukaryota, Viridiplantae, Streptophyta, Magnoliopsida, Brassicales, Brassicaceae. The record is from RefSeq and is a predicted model, not a curated record.